Aspergillus lentulus is the source of this 210-nucleotide messenger RNA. Lineage: Eukaryota; Fungi; Ascomycota; Eurotiomycetes; Eurotiales; Aspergillaceae. The record is from RefSeq and is a predicted model, not a curated record.
AUGACCCACUCUCACAACCACAGCCACGACGGCACCAACAAUGGCCACGGCCACUCGCACGAGAUCCUCGAUGGCCCGGGCUCGCCGCUUGGGUCUGGCAAGACAGCGCUGAUGCUCGCCCUCAGUCGGGCCCUGAGAGACGAAUACAACAUUGCAGCUGCCACGGACGACAUCUUUACCAAGUAUGCCAAAACUAGCACGAAGGCCUAG